This is a messenger RNA of Plectropomus leopardus (leopard coralgrouper), 1386 nucleotides long. NCBI's taxonomy places the organism in Eukaryota, Metazoa, Chordata, Actinopteri, Perciformes, Serranidae. The record is from RefSeq and is a predicted model, not a curated record.
AUGUUGAUGGAAAAGGAGUACCGGACGGACGAGCUCAGUGAAGGGAUCACUUCUCUGGUGGCGUUCAACGACAAGAUCCAGGCUUUGAUAGACGGGCUGGAGGAGACCUGCAGAAACAUAGAGGAGAACUGCAAGACUCAGAAACAAAGUGUGUGUGAGAGGUUCGACCGAGUGUUUUCCAUCCUGGAGGAGAGACGACGGGCGAUGACGCAGCGAAUCAGCUCCGAGGAGGAAGAGAAGACGGGCCACGCCCAGGCGCUGGUGUGUUGCUAUGGCGACAGCGUGGAGGCCAACAGCAAACUGGUGGAGAGAGCGACGAGCAGCAUGGAGGAGCCGGACAUGGCUGCUUUUGUUCAGGAUUCAAGAGAACUGAUCGCAAAAGUCUUAACAGCGACCAGCUCGUGUCCAGCGGAGACGCUGAAACCAGGUUAUGAGAGUCUGAGUCACUACAGAUUUAACUUCAGCCGACAGGAGAGAGCUCUGAAGAGCAUCGACUUCCUCAGAGUUGUUGAAGACGUUCCUGAAGAACCGGAGGCAGAACGAGAACCAGAGGAACCCAAACAGCCCGCUGUGCAGAACCCGGAACCAAAACCCCAUCAGGAGACCUCUGAGCAGAACCUGGAGUCUGUUUCAGAACCACUUAGAGAGCCGAUCCCGGCACCGAUAUCUCCACCAGUGGAACCAGCUGCACCAGUAGAGGCGGCUGCAGGUGCGGUGACGGACUCUGUGGAACCUGCAGGGGCGGUUCUGCAUCCGGAGACUGAGGACGAGGACUUAAAUGACGAAGGAUCUGGUGUGAUGAAGAACAUGAAGGAGGAGGAGGAGGAGGAGGAGGAGGAGGGAUGUGCAGCUCCUGAUCCUGUUAAAGAGGGAACCGUCUGUGAGGAGCAGGAGGGAAUGAGCACAACUCAGGCUGUCACUCUGCUCUUCUACCUGUUGGCCGUCCUGGUCAUCCUGCAGAGGGUUUGGGCUUACAUCGGCUGCUUCAUUUGCACGUAACUCCAGCAGGAGACACCUCCACCCUCACAGCUGCACCGCUCAGACGGAGACUGAGACAAGGAGUCCUCCUCAGAUCAGUCCUCCCCUCUGCUCCUCCUCCUCCUCCUCCUCCUCCUCCUCCUUCUCCUCUUUCACCCUGAGCGAGGCUCCUCGUCGGCCCAGUUUCUGCUUCUCGUGGCUGAAUCCCCUCCACAAGAAGAAGUAGAGGAGGAGAGGAGCGUCUGAAGAUGAUGUUGCGGAGAUAAAGAAGGAAAGAGAGAUGAGACUGAGAGACUGGAAACACUUGUUUUUUUGAUAAAACUCCAGUUACAGUGUUUAUAUCAACAGUUUGUAUUGUUGUCAAUAGUUUAAAAUAUAUUUGAAAAACACAGCACAUCUGUGUUACAG